AUGGGCUACCUUAGCGGAGUAAUAGCGGGAACUGCUUCGUACAGCAAAACUUUGAUUCUCGAUUCGUCUUACGAUCGGUGGAAAUUUAUCGUUCACUACAUCGAUUGUCGAGAAUAUCGCCAGAACGGGACUAUAUACGAUUUGGGCCUUUUUGAAUACAUAAACGGAGUUAGUUUUGGUACCGCAACCCACAAUAAACUCCUAUUAUGCGACUCAAGCUCGAAUAUCGGAGGCCUAAGUUCGGUAGCGGCUACUACUCUGACCUGCACGAACUUGCGCCAGGACUCGACGUAUUAUGACCUAUCAAGCUUUUUAACAUCUAUUCCGACUUCCCUCUCGCUCAAUAAUCUGUCAACGAGUGGAAAUAUCAGCUGCUUCGGCGUUAUCAAUGGGUUUUUAGCUGGAUUGGACUUUCUUGAUGGUUCUUACACACGAAUGAUGACUCUAACCGGCGAACGCGUCAUGGAUCGGGAACAUCACAAACAACGACCUCAAAUUUGGGGUCAAUAA
Messenger RNA from Phytophthora infestans T30-4, 510 nucleotides. RefSeq lists its product as uncharacterized. NCBI's taxonomy places the organism in Eukaryota, Oomycota, Peronosporomycetes, Peronosporales, Peronosporaceae. The transcript has 5 exons. The record is from RefSeq and is a predicted model, not a curated record. Bases 1 to 510 code for a protein of 169 amino acids.